This is a messenger RNA of Stegostoma tigrinum, 3503 nucleotides long. RefSeq names its product ADP-ribosylation factor-like 4aa (gene arl4aa). Gene Ontology annotation, cellular component: cytoplasm. The coding region runs from base 339 to 941 and encodes 200 amino acids. Gene Ontology annotation, molecular function: GTP binding; GTPase activity. The record is from RefSeq and is a predicted model, not a curated record. Gene Ontology annotation, biological process: intracellular protein transport; vesicle-mediated transport. The transcript has 2 exons. Lineage: Eukaryota; Metazoa; Chordata; Chondrichthyes; Orectolobiformes; Stegostomatidae.
UAAUCUCUCAAGUAAUCAAACUGGAGCUGCAUGGUGGCUGGCGGUUUUCGUCCUCUCCAAAGUUAGCAAGCGUCUUUCUUCCCCCCCCCCCAAAAAAAACCAAACAAACCGCAUAGUUUCUGCUUCUUCUGAUGGUGCAUGGGCCAGCUUUCUCAUGCGGUUGAAGGUCUUGGCAACUCAUUCACCUUCAUAGUAAUGGCCAUACCGGCACGUUUGCAAGAUAUCAAUAUCUAAGAUACACUGGAUUCUCGUUGCAGACUGGAAUGAUCAGCAUUGUUUGGAAUUAACUGUGUUUCGGUGUGGACAUCACUACAUUCCUGUUUUGCCUCUAAUCCAAGAUGGGUAAUGGACUUUCAGAUCAAACUCCUAUUUUGUCAAAUUUUCCAUCUUUUCAGUCUCUCCACAUUGUUAUUCUGGGUUUAGACUGUGCUGGUAAAACUACAGUUUUGUACAGAUUACAGUUCAAUGAAUUUGUCAACACUGUUCCAACAAAAGGAUUUAAUACUGAAAAAAUCAGAGUGACUUUGGGUAACUCGAAAGCAGUGACUUUCCACUUCUGGGAUGUCGGUGGUCAAGAGAAACUGAGACCACUGUGGAAGUCUUAUACACGCUGCACAGAUGGUAUUAUUUUUGUGGUGGACUCGGUAGAUGUGGAAAGAAUGGAGGAAGCCAAAACUGAAUUGCACAAAAUAACCAGGAUCUCUGAGAACCAAGGAGUGCCGGUACUUUUGAUUGCCAACAAACAAGAUCUCAGGAAUUGCCUCUCGCUCUCUGAAGUGGAAAAACUGUUAGCUUUGAGUGAAAUAAGUUCUUCCACCCCCUGGCACCUUCAACCUACCUGUGCCAUAAUAGGAGAUGGACUUAGAGAGGGACUGGAAAAACUUUAUGAAAUGAUCAUUAAAAGGCGGAAAAUGUUGAAACAGCAAAAAAAGAAGAGAUGAAUGUACAGAGGUUGAAGAUGCUUUGUAUUUUUAAAAGCUGAAAUAUUGCUACACUGGUCAUUACACCUUUAGCCUUUUGACAACAUUUAUGUUGAAAAUGUGAGUCUAGUGAGAUCUAAGGCCAAGCUUAUUUGUGGGAUCACAGUGGAAGUGGAUAUGAUAAUUAAGAAUGGAGAGCAGUUAUACUGGCAUAAAACUGUCAGCAUCCUUUAUUAUUAGACCGAAAUAUAUUCAAAUCUGUAGUGUUUUGUCUUUUUUCAUUAAGUUUCUAAUGCCUGUUUGUGUGUGUCUGUGUGUGUGUGAUGUGUUCCACUUUUGAGGCCUGCAAGACAAGGUACCUGCACAGCAAGUUCUAAAAUAUUUUAGGCAAAAUUGGACACUAUAAAUAUUUGGAUGUAAACUGUUUCAAAUCAGGAAAUAUCUACCAAAAUUACAUGGAGAAGAAAAUGGCUGACACAGACUAUAGUUCGUUGCUGUUUCUUACCUUUUGGCCAGGUAGUGGUUAGAGACUAUUUAAAAUGAAAUGCUACUGGAAUUGAAGAAGGCACAAAAUGCUCCAACUAUAUUAUCUGUAGUGUUAGAGUUGUUGGCAAGCAUGUUUCUUUUAAUAAAACAGUUGAAAAUGUGUGGUGUCAGAACUAGAGAUCUCUGGGGAGAGAGGAGGGAAAACCUGGAACACUGUGUUUAACUGACCUUGAACUUUGUCUACUGAGAGCUUUUUUUUAAAUAGACAGGAAUGUAGCAAUCACGUUAGUUUGUUCUUGUUACUGAUAUUCACGUUAAAAGUUGCUGCAAAGCCUCAUUUCUAAGCAGUGUUAACAUUUGGGAGGUAGACUCUUUACCGUAUAUAAGCUGUGACUUGAGAUGUGGUAGAAAAUUAAAACCUUUAGGUUUGCAUAUGUUUCCAACUAUAAAAUGUUCCUGUUAAUGCUAUUUAGGCAAGCUUUGCCAUGAAUUGUAGCAUUUGGUGCCAUCUUUUUAUGAGUUUCUCUGUGUGGAGCUCGUGUUAUAUUUCAUUUUCUUUUAAAGGUUGUGAAAUCUUUGUAUAUAUUAAUGCUUGGAAGUAGCCACUCUUUGGCUAGUGGUCUCAAGAAGAAUUUGAGAACUGUUCAUUCUUGCUGCAAAUAAUAAUGUAUUUGUUUACUGCCUCAUAAAGGGAUGGUAUCAUUCUAAUGAAACGACAACUGGCUGGCAACCCAAACCUAGCUUUCCCAGUUAGGGUCAUUUAGAUGGGUGUGUACAGAUUACACCGAUCUGCAAAAAUUCAAAGUUAUUCCAAAUUCAUGCGCAACCUUUUUAGUUGAUUAUUCUCCUCAGCAUUCAAGAUCACAGCAGGUCAUUUCUCAACCUGUAAUUUAUUGUAGAAUUUGUCAUUCUGCAUGUGAACAUGCUAGAAGAAUUUAUAGAAUAUUUAAAUCUGUUAAGCCAUCUGUUUGUUUUUUAUCUUAUGACUACGUUCCUCAUAUUACAAGUAUGAAAUCACAAAUAUACUUGUAAAUUUUCUGAAAUUUCAGAGAAGUGAUACCAAUUUGAUCAUUGGAAUGCUGAUAGCAAUAUAUUUGUUUAAAAUUAGAUUAUUGUUAAUUUUUCAACAUUUAAAGUUCAGGCCUGUGUGUCCUGAGAUGAUGAUGAGCAAUUUUUUUUUAAAAAAAUGUUUAACCAAAGUUCACCACCUGAGGAAAAACAGCAUUGUAAAGAGAGGAUUGUUCUUUACACAAGAUGUGGAUUGGCUAUAUUUUCCUACACCACUUUUCUGCAAUUAAGUUACAACCUCACUGUCUAUAAAUUCUUGACAUAUUUGUAAAUGUCCAUUUGAUGUUUCCUAUGUUUUUUAUCCCUGACUUUCUUUAGGUUUGAAAGAAAUUGAAACCCUGCACUUUUGUGCAAACAACUGAGACAAACAUUUUCUUGUGUAUAAAGCACAGAAGCUUGUGUUCAUCUUUUCACAUUUGAAAUUAAUUGAAACCUAGAUGGUCUGAAUGUGGACGAUGCCCUGGCAUUUUAAAAAAAAUAAAGACCAUUUAUGACCUGCAAAUGACUGUGCAAUAUCUUGCGGGUUAUAGAAGCUUACUUACUUCCAGUGUUUUCUAUAAUUCAAAAAACUAGGUCAAUUCACUUUAAUUUAGUUUGUCAUUAUUAAACCUCAUCAUUGCAGAAAAGUAACAAAAGCAAGCCAAUUGGCCUGACAUUGCAGUUUUAAAGGAAAAAUGUAAUUGAUGCUAUUACAAACUAUUUUCUAUCUUCAGUGACCUUACAUCUGGACUUCCUUUGGAUUAAGUAAGGCUGUUGUCAAUAUUUUACUGUACUGAUUCUGACACUGUAAAUAUCUUCUGUUUUUGACUUGUACAGUGGCUACAGGAAAUGCACUUUAGUGUUCAUUAAAGAUCAACAGCUUUGUGCACCAUCUGUUUUAAUAACUUGUUUUAAGAAUUGAAUGAUCUCUAUUGGAUUUGUCUUUGGUUAAGUGUUUCCACCUGCACUAGUGGCAUUGCUGUCAUUGAUUGGAAAAAUUCUUUAUAUUUAUAUGAAUGUUGGAACUUAAUAAAUACAACUCUGAAUAAA